AUGUCGACUGAAACGAGACCAAAUUACUCGAAACUUCUAGAGGGCUACAAAAACGUAGACGCGUUCCUUGCAGAUGAAGAAUAUGAAGAGGACGAAGAAAUCGUCUAUGUAACUCUGGACCUAGGAUCAGGUGUCGAUUCAGCAUUGAUUCCCAGUUCAAAGAACUAUCGCCUAAUUGGACUGGACACACCUACGCCGUUCUUACAACUAUCGGGCUCCAUAUUUCGAGGCAGACACGAUGAGUUGUUGGGAACCGAGUUGUUGUUCACAGAAGACGAGGCAGGCGAAUGGAGUAAAAGGACGAUGGCGCAUGUGGGGAGUACAGAGCGUCGCAUAGUGUUCAAAGAAGUGCAGCUCAAGGAGAAGAAAGCAACAUCACAACCACGACCCGGGCAGGGAACAUUCACAGUCGCCAUGUCUCAGGAGCUGCGACCAGACAUUGACCUCGACCGUCUCACAGGCAAGACAGGUCCGGUCAAAAAGGGUGGGAAACAGAAAGAGAGAGAGCGACAACAUGAAGGGGCCGAGACAGACGGAGAAAUGGAUGAGGAUCCUAUGGAGCUUGAUUCAGAGUCCGAAACUAUCCCAGACCUAUAUAAGGUUGCAAGCACUGUAAAGACAUCAUAA
Molecule: messenger RNA, 627 nt
Organism: Mycena indigotica
Lineage: Eukaryota; Fungi; Basidiomycota; Agaricomycetes; Agaricales; Mycenaceae
Product: TFIIIC-sub6 domain-containing protein
Exons: 3
Coding region: 1-627 (208 amino acids)
Biological process (GO): transcription by RNA polymerase III
Cellular component (GO): transcription factor TFIIIC complex
Source: RefSeq, a predicted model, not a curated record